CCGCAAACACUGGCCGUACCGGCCAAUGGCGUCUGUGCGGUGCGCGUGUGCCGCAGAGGUCAACGAUGUGCCUUCCCCAACGGGGUCGAUUCGCGUGUCUGCUGAACUUGAGCUUUGCAUCUGCAUGAGCUACCAUGAGUGAAGAGUGAGCUAGUCAACCAUGAUUCUGCGCCCGUGUGCUUCGAUCGCCGGCACCCUGCUGUCGGUGGGCAAUGUCGCCUUGGGACCGCCGUGUUAUCGUGGCGGUCUGCUUACGCGACCGCUGUCGACGUCCCGAGUGCGGCUGUUUUUCGGGCGGCGGAAGCCUCCGGAGGAGGCGUCGUUGGCGCUGCGCGAGAGCCUGUUCAGGAACGAGGAUGAGCGCAACCGCCGGGGUUUCGUCGAGGUCAUCGAGCGCUUCAAGUUGGGCAACGAGAACCGCCGGGGACACGUCGAGUUCAUCAACGUGGCCACGCGGUUCGUCACCGAGUUCAACGUCGAGAAGGACCUGGAGGUGUACAAGAUGCUGUUCGACCUGUUCCCCAAGGGGAAGUACACGCCGCGCAGCAUGGUGCAGGCCGAGUUCUUCCACUUUCCCUACCACCAACACUGCGGCGUGCGCCUACUGGACACCAUGGAGUCGCACGGUGUGCUGCCCGACCGGGAGAUGCGGCAGAUGGUGCUGGACACGUUUGGCUUCCACAGUGAGGUGUUCAAGAAGCUUGCCCGCAUGAUGUACUGGAUGCCCAAGUUCAAGCACAUGAGCCCCUUCCCGCUGCCCAACCCGGUGCCUCGGGAUCCCUACGAGCUGGCCCAGCUGGCCAUCAAGCGCAUGUGCGUCGACAUCCAGACCAGUGUGACCGUGCAUAGAGCAAAAGAAGAAGUGCCUGAGGCGGUGGAUGACACAUGGGUAGUGAGCGGCCAGUCACCACAACAACAGGAACUCAUAGAGCAACAUCCAACAGACAAGCCAAUCCGGAUUGAAGGCCCAUUCUCCAUAUACCUCCGCAGCAGUGCCAUCUCCUACUUUUUGUUGCGAGCCGAGCCAACACCAAUCCGAGUGGUGGAGAUAGACUCUGAUGGUGAGUGGACACUGGUCUGA
Messenger RNA from Rhipicephalus sanguineus (brown dog tick), 1081 nucleotides. Its product is annotated as evolutionarily conserved signaling intermediate in Toll pathway, mitochondrial. The record is from RefSeq and is a predicted model, not a curated record. The transcript is spliced from 3 exons. Gene Ontology annotation, cellular component: mitochondrion. Lineage: Eukaryota; Metazoa; Arthropoda; Arachnida; Ixodida; Ixodidae. The coding region runs from base 161 to 1081 and encodes 306 amino acids.